Molecule: messenger RNA, 471 nt
Organism: Schistosoma intercalatum
Lineage: Eukaryota; Metazoa; Platyhelminthes; Trematoda; Strigeidida; Schistosomatidae
Source: the annotation of a GenBank genome assembly
AUGUCAGAACGUAAGGCUGUCAUUAAAAAUGCUGAUAUGGAAAGAACUGUACAAGAUGAUGCAGUCUAUGUAGCAUCAGCUGCAAUGGAUAAAUAUGAUAUUGAAAAAGAUGUUGCUGCUUAUAUUAAAAAAGAAUUUGAUCGUAAAUACACACCGAAUUGGCAUUGUAUAGUUGGAAAACAUUUUGGAAGCUACCAAACACUAUACAACCUUUUAGAAAAUAUGAUUGAACAUAAAGCUGUGAUUAAGAAUACUAAUAUGUCUACUAAAAUGCAAGAGGAUGCAAUAGAUGUAACAAGUGAUGCACUGGAUAAAUAUGAAUUGGAAAUGCAUAUAGCAGAAUAUGUCAAGAAAGAAUUUGAUAUAAAAUAUAAUCCUGUAUGGCACUGCAUAGUCGGACGAAAUUUUGGAAGGUUAGCUGUUAAAAAUUUUAAUUUUCUAUCUGACAAUAAUUAUUAUUGUAUAGUAUAA